Ilex paraguariensis (yerba mate) is the source of this 224-nucleotide messenger RNA. Lineage: Eukaryota; Viridiplantae; Streptophyta; Magnoliopsida; Aquifoliales; Aquifoliaceae. The record is from the annotation of a GenBank genome assembly.
UUGGUAUAGGAAGGACGGAAUCAACUCCAAUCUGCAGCUCGGUGUACGGUGUGGAAGAUGGUGACACUUGUACCAGUGUUACUCAGAAGUUCAAUUUGUCAUCGGACUUCUACAUUGAUAUCAAUCCAAAUGUCAACUGUGAUAACAUUUUUGUCUGUGAAUGUGCUUUGCACCCAUGGGAGUUUGUCUCAGUGAAUCGAACUGACGAAGUCUUCGUAUUCUAG